AAAAAGGUCAACCAACGAAAAAGAUACAAAACUCUGUCUACCUACUACUCAAAAUGGUGGUCAGGCCUUAUGUUGAGGAGCUGAAGUAUCUGGAGAAGAUCAAUGAUCACUGCUGGCGUAUCAAGAAGGGCUUCCAGCCCAACAUGAAUGUUGAAGGUGUGUUCUACGUGAACAGCCGCCUGGAGCAGCUCAUGCUGGAGGAGUUAAAGAAUUCGUGCCGCCCAGGCGCCGUUGGCGGCUUCCUGCCGGGUGUCAAGCAGAUCGCAAAUGUGGCCGCAUUGCCGGGCAUUGUUGGCCGUUCCAUUGGACUGCCGGACAUCCAUUCGGGCUAUGGUUUUGCCAUCGGCAACAUGGCCGCAUUCGACAUGGAUGAUCCGCUGUCAGUGGUCAGCCCCGGUGGCGUCGGAUUCGAUAUCAAUUGCGGUGUGCGUCUGCUGCGUACCAAUUUGUUCGAGAAGGAUGUGCAGUCGCUGAAGGAGCAGUUGGCGCAAUCGCUCUUCGACCACAUCCCAGUUGGCGUAGGCUCCAAAGGCAUUAUACCGAUGAACGCGCGUGACUUGGAGGAAGCCCUAGAAAUGGGAAUGGAUUGGUCGUUGCGCGAAGGCUAUGUCUGGGCGGAGGACAAAGAGCACUGCGAGGAGUACGGGCGCAUGCUUAACGCCGAUCCGGCCAAGGUAAGCAUGCGCGCCAAAAAGCGUGGCCUGCCCCAGCUGGGCACAUUGGGCGCCGGAAAUCACUACGCCGAGAUCCAAGUGGUGGACGAGAUAUACGACAAGUGGAGCGCCUCGAAAAUGGGCAUUGAGGAGAAGGGCCAAGUGGUCGUCAUGAUACACUCGGGCAGCCGCGGCUUCGGCCACCAGGUGGCCACAGAUGCCCUUGUCGAAAUGGAGAAGGCCAUGAAGCGCGACAAGAUCGAGACGAAUGACCGCCAACUGGCCUGCGCGCGCAUCAAUUCACCAGAGGGACAGGAUUACCUGAAGGCGAUGGCUGCGGCUGCAAAUUUCGCCUGGGUGAACCGCAGCUCGAUGACUUUCCUCACGCGCCAGGCCUUCGCCAAGAUGUUCAAGACGACGCCCGAUGACCUGGACAUGCACGUCAUCUACGAUGUCUCGCACAACAUCGCCAAGGUAGAGAACCACAUGGUGGACGGCAAGGAGCGCAAGCUGCUUGUGCAUCGCAAGGGCUCUACUCGCGCCUUCCCCCCUCAUCAUCCACUAAUACCAGUGGACUACCAGCUGACCGGACAACCUGUCCUCGUUGGCGGCACCAUGGGCACCUGCAGCUACGUCCUGACCGGCACCGAGCGCGGCAUGCAGGAGACUUUUGGCAGCACCUGCCACGGCGCGGGCCGCGCCUUGUCACGCGCCAAGUCGCGUCGCAAUCUGGACUACAAAGAUGUGCUGGACAAGCUGGAUCAACUGGGCAUCGCCAUACGCGUUGCCAGCCCCAAACUAGUCAUGGAGGAGGCUCCAGAAUCAUAUAAGGAUGUCACUGACGUCGUGGAUACCUGCCACGCCGCUGGCAUCAGCAAGAAGUGCAUCAAAAUGCGUCCCAUUGCAGUUAUCAAGGGCUGAA
Molecule: messenger RNA, 1575 nt
Organism: Drosophila arizonae
Lineage: Eukaryota; Metazoa; Arthropoda; Insecta; Diptera; Drosophilidae
Gene: RtcB
Product: RtcB RNA ligase
Biological process (GO): tRNA splicing, via endonucleolytic cleavage and ligation
Cellular component (GO): tRNA-splicing ligase complex; nucleus
Molecular function (GO): RNA ligase (ATP) activity; RNA ligase (GTP) activity
Source: RefSeq, a predicted model, not a curated record